CAAAUAUCAAUUGCAAUUUGCAAUUCAAUUCAUUUCUAACGCAUUGAGAAUCGCAUGUAUUUUAACACAAAUAUUGUCCAUAAUAUACGACAAUAUAAUAGACAGUGAAUACCACUCACAACACAUGCACUGCAAUGCCAUUCAAACUAAGCCCACGUUUACGUCAUUUACGGCGAUAUUUAUUAUUUUGAUCCAAAAUCACAACAAUUAGUAAAUGAAUAACAAUUGAAUUGCAAUGAGUUUUAUAUCUUUAUUUCGUCACCAAAAGCGGUUCCUUAACUACAAAGUGGUAUAUAAGGGACCCUUUGAUUACAAGAGAGACCACACGAAAGCAUACAAAUACCCCUUCGGUAUCAACAAGUCUGCCAUCGAGGAAGAGAUGAACCAAAUCAACGAAUUGAGACAACACGAGCUCAAACAGGUGUCGCCUUUCCAUCUGGUCUGGAGGCACAAAGACAUCUACGACAUGGCCUGGCACGAGAGGUAUGUGUUGUCUCACUUGGGUUUGCAUCAGAAGGAGCCCAACCUUCGGGUCGUUUUGCCCAAUACUCCGCAUUUCAAUGACCUGUUGUGGAAAGUGAAGCACUUGAUCCAACUCAUGCCCAUCGCGUUCCCCGACGGAGUGCCCACCGAUCGAGACGUGGGAUCCGUUAAACUCAACACUAAUACCGGUGUAAUGAAUGUCAAUCCCAACUAUAAGGUGUCCAACGAAAGGCUCGAUUCGGCCAAAAGUCACGACAUCUUCUACGGCCGAUACCUUCGCGAGUAUCUCAAGUGGAGUAGCGGUCUGUUUGGCAAAUCAUUGCCCGUCUCUCCGGUCAUCGAUUUGGACGGAACUCAUAUCGAAAAGUAUAAGCGGAAGAUGCAAAACGCCCACAAACACAGACAUCACUUCUACAACAACUGAUCCAAUCUUUAAUUAUCGAUAAUACCAUUAAAUUUACAUUUAUUUAAAUUCAAAG
Molecule: messenger RNA, 962 nt
Organism: Medioppia subpectinata
Lineage: Eukaryota; Metazoa; Arthropoda; Arachnida; Sarcoptiformes; Oppiidae
Source: the annotation of a GenBank genome assembly